This is a messenger RNA of Sphaerodactylus townsendi, 2371 nucleotides long. RefSeq names its product netrin 5 (gene NTN5). The transcript has 7 exons. The coding region runs from base 434 to 2164 and encodes 576 amino acids. Lineage: Eukaryota; Metazoa; Chordata; Lepidosauria; Squamata; Sphaerodactylidae. The record is from RefSeq and is a predicted model, not a curated record. Gene Ontology annotation, molecular function: protein binding.
UCAUCACUGUCAGUGGCCAACUUGCCUGUCCCAUGCUAUCAGGGAAUGUGACGGCCACAGAUCAAAGCCACAGAGUUCUCGAACCCUCUUUCACCACCAGUGGCUCACGGUUCAAACCUUGGGUGAGAAAUCUGAAUAUCAGAACUCGCUUAGCUGACUAAUGCUUUCACAGAUCUUGGGAGGCUCGAUUUCCCCUUUCCCAUAAGUGGAUCGGAUCCAAUUCGACAGAGGCGACCGCCUGCCAUUUACACAAGGGUCUGUAAAACUCGCCAAACUUCCUCAUAAACUCCCAGCAAAGAGGGUCUCGUUUUAAAGAAACUCCCGGCUGAUAUCGGACUCCAGAGUGGUGGACGAGGUAUUCCAGACCCAGCAGUCGGGGGGGAGAAAAGGUGAUGUAUAGUUAUCCUUGACUCCUGGUCCCCUCCCCCCAGAGAUGCUUCACUUCCCAUGGGGCUUUGCGGUCGUCCUUCCAUUUCUUCUCAGCCUGGCUUCCGAUCCCCGUGAUCCUUGCUACGAUGUCAACCGACGGGCACGCUACUGCCUCCCAGAACUGUCCGAACUGGCGUCAGGCCACGUGGUGGAAGCGUCCAGCACAUGCGGCCGACCUCCUGGGCGAGUGUGCGCCUUCCGGGAUCCCACCGACGUUGCCUCCAAGUUCUGCCAGCGCUGCAAAGAAAACUCCCACCUGGCGGAGUACCUCACGGACCCUGAGGGUGGCGCCACUUGCUGGUGGUCGCAGCCGGCGGCUAACGCCACGCUCACUUUGGCUCUGGGACGCCGUGUCGAAGUUCUCUACGUGGCCCUCCGGUUCUGCUCCCCACGCCCAGAAUCCUUGGCUAUUUACAAGUCUAUGGACUACGGGCGCACUUGGGUGCCCUUUCAGUUCUUCUCCGCCCACUGCCGGCGGCGUUACCACUUGCCGGCGACGACUGCUAUUUUGAAGUCCAUGGAGCACGAGGCGGCUUGUAUUGAUGCCCAAACGGCCCCUAAGCCUCUAGCUGGGGGGUUGGUAGCGUUCAUGCCUCUGGCGGGCCGUCCCUCGGCCAGGAUGUUUGAGUAUAGUCCCGUCCUGCAGGACUGGGUGACCGCCACAGACCUCCGGGUGUCGUUUGACCGCAUGCACUCGACACGGACGCUGGGGCUACGAAGAAAGGAGGUGUCCUACGGGGUGUCUGAGGUGCAGGUUGGGGGAAGGUGCAAAUGCAACGGCCACGCGUCACGAUGCGCAGCCGGAAAAGACGGCGGGGUGCCACAGUGUGACUGCCAGCACAACACAGCUGGGCCAGAAUGUGAUACCUGCAAGGCUUUCUACUGGGAUAGACCCUGGCAACGGGCAACACCCAAAGAUGCGCAUGAGUGUGUGGCUUGCAACUGCCACCUCCACUCUCACCGCUGCCGAUUUAGCAUGGAACUCUUCGAACUCUCGGGGCGCCAAAGCGGAGGGAUCUGCCUGAACUGUCGCCACCACACCGCCGGCCGCCACUGCCAGUACUGCCUGCCGGGCUUCAAACGUGACCUCAGCCGCUCCAUCACCAGCAGUAAGGCCUGUAAAGCCUGCCAGUGCCACCCGAUCGGAGCCGUGGGUGCCAUUUGUAACCAGACGACCGGUCAGUGCCAAUGCAAGAACGGAGUCGCUGGGCUAACCUGCAACCGCUGUGCCCAAGGUUUCCAGCAAAGCCGCAGCGCUCACACCCCCUGCAUCCGGAUCCCAGAAGUGACGACGACAGUGGCCCCCCCGCAGGAAUGGAAUGCAGGCACUGAAUGUCAGACCCACUGUGAACCGCCACGGGGACGCGUCCACAUGAACUUAAGAAACUACUGCAAGAAGGAUUAUGUUCUCCGCGCACAGCUCCUGGCCGCGGAAAAGCUGGGCACAUGGUGGAAAUUCACCGCCACGGUCCUAACAGUCUACCGCCAGCGCCACGUGCCCAUUCGGCGGGGUGAACAGCCGUUCUGGGUCCCUGAGCAGGAUCUGGCAUGCCAUUGCAUCUACCUCCAAGUUGGCAAAUCGUACCUGGUUAUUGGAAACGACGAAGAAUCGCCCGACCCAGCUCGCUUAAUCCUCGAUAAAAACAGCCUUGCCCUCCUUUGGAGGGAUGCUUGGGCCUACAAACUACGCAGUUUCCAGCAGCAAAGCCGAAGAGGAAAGUGCCGGGUCGCCUAAACUACCGUGUAAGCUAGGAAUCAGGCUAAAAAACAAAACUGGGGCUAUAGGCCACCCAGGUUCAAGCUCCGAGAUACACUUUAGUUCUGAAAUUGCUGCUACAGGAAUAUCCUACAUCAGUGAUGGCGAACCUUUUUGAGACCAAGUGCCCAAAUUGCAACCCAAAACCCACUUAUUUAUCGCAAAGUGCCAACACGGCAAUUUAAC